Molecule: messenger RNA, 2465 nt
Organism: Cololabis saira (Pacific saury)
Lineage: Eukaryota; Metazoa; Chordata; Actinopteri; Beloniformes; Belonidae
Gene: septin8a
Product: septin 8a
Exons: 10
Coding region: 122-1384 (420 amino acids)
Biological process (GO): cytoskeleton-dependent cytokinesis
Cellular component (GO): septin ring; microtubule cytoskeleton; septin complex
Molecular function (GO): molecular adaptor activity; GTPase activity; GTP binding
Source: RefSeq, a predicted model, not a curated record
CUUCUCUUCCUCCUCCUCCUCCUCUCUGUCAGCUCAUCUCAGUUAGUUUAGCAGGCCAGUACGGAGAGACGAAGGCUGCUCGGUCUGCUGCUCGCUACACCGACACCACACACUCCCUGCCAUGGCUGCCACGGACGUUGAUGUGUUUUCGAAUGAAGAGAAACGUAACCUCAGUUUGGGCGGCCAUGUUGGGUUCGACAGCCUGCCCGACCAGCUGGUCAGUAAAUCGGUCACACAGGGGUUUUGUUUCAACAUUCUGUGUGUAGGUGAGACUGGCAUCGGGAAGUCGACUCUAAUGAACACCCUGUUCAACACCAUGUUUGAGAACGAAGAGGCCAGCCAUUACCAGAAUGGCGUGUACCUGCGGCCGCGAACGUACGACCUGCAGGAAAGCAACGUCCACCUCAAACUCACCAUCGUUGACACCGUGGGCUUCGGGGACCAGAUCAACAAAGAGGACAGUUACAAGCCCAUUGUUGACUACAUUGACACUCAGUUUGAAAACUAUCUCCAGGAGGAGCUGAAGAUCAAGCGCUCGCUGUUUAACUACCACGACACCAGGAUCCACAUCUGCCUUUAUUUCAUUGCCCCGACAGGACACUCCCUGAAGUCUCUGGACCUGGUUACCAUGAAGAAGCUGGACAGCAAGGUCAACAUCAUUCCCAUCAUUGCCAAAGCGGACACAAUCUCCAAGAGCGAGCUCCAUAAAUUCAAGAUCAAGAUCAUGAGCGAGCUGGUGAGCAACGGUGUCCAGAUAUAUCAGUUCCCCACGGAUGAUGAAGCUGUCAGUGAGAUCAACUCCUCCAUGAACGCCCAUCUGCCGUUUGCUGUGGUUGGAAGCGUGGAAGAGGUUAAAGUGGGAAACAAAACGGUCCGGGCCAGACAGUACCCCUGGGGGGUCGUGCAAGUUGAGAACGAGAGUCACUGUGACUUCGUGAAGCUCCGAGAGAUGCUGAUCCGAGUGAACAUGGAGGAUCUGAGGGAGCAGACUCACGCCCGCCACUACGAGCUGUACCGGCGCUGUAAGCUGGAGGAGAUGGGCUUCAAGGACACGGACCCCGACAGCCAGCCCUUCAGUCUCCAGGAGACGUACGAGGCCAAGAGGAAGGAGUUCUUAGGAGACCUGCAGCGCAAAGAGGAAGAAAUGCGACAAAUGUUUGUUAACAAAGUAAAAGAAACUGAAGCAGAGCUCAAAGAAAAGGAGCGAGAGCUGCACGACAAGUUUGAGCAGCUGAAGCGGAUGCACCAGGAGGAGAAGAGGAAGGUGGAGGAGAAGCGGAGAGACCUGGAGGAGGAGAUGAACGCCUUCAACAGGAAGAAAGUGGCCGCCGAGACGCUGUCCUUAUCUCAGCCCCUCAAGAAAGACAAGGACAAGAAAAAUUAAUUUAUGGCCGCUGUUCACCCAUCCACACACGACCAUGGAUUUGUCCUUCAUCACCAUAGCAACGACAUCUGGUUAUUUGUCUUUGGUUUUUAUUUAGUUUGAUUUUAUUUGUAUUUUUUUGACAUUCCAUCUUGACAUUGUGCACAUGGACCAAAGACACUGAGGAGGAUGAUGAUGAAGCCGCAGCAGAGAGGGAGUGAAAGAUGGUGAGAGAUAAAGAUGAGAAGCAUUCACUUUCCGUCAGUGGCCGUCUCACUAAUUCAGGAUAUUUCUAUGUUGUUUUGGAAACUUUUAUAUAUAUAUUUUCAUUUUUUUUUUUUUUCUAUGCUGUGAUUUAAGUGUUUUCAGACUUUUUUUUUGUUUUUCUCUGUCUGCGAACGUUUCACCUUUAACUAUCCACACAGACGUGAGGCGGGGAAGUACUCUGACCAUUUUUACUUCUUGGUACUGCAGUUUAACACAGCUGGGCAAUAUAUGUAUUUAAGAAAUAUACGGUGUGCCCUAUUUUAUAGGACUGGCAUUACAAAUUAAAAUGUUAGUUUUGUUUUUGAACCAUUUAAAAAGAAAUGUUCAGGUAUCUUUUUGUGUAUUCAUGACAGUUAAGCUUAGUAGGAUCAGUCCUGUAUAGAAUGACCCAAAUAAUGCUUUUUAAUAGCAGUUUGUCAAGCAAUAACUGAGUACCUGUAGACUGCAUCAUUCUGCAUUUGUGAAGGUACUGACAACCUGAAACAUAGUCUUAAGUUUUACAGAUCUAUGCAAUAUUCUGGUGCUGUAACGCGAUAAAUGUAUGUGAAUAUUUUCUAGAGCUUACGGAGGUUAAUAUGCAAAAUGUACUAGUUUAUUCGUCUAAUAUUAUUGUAAGAAGCCCAUACGAUGGUGUACAAUGUCCUUGAGUGGUUUACCGUUAUUGUAAACUAUGACUGAUCACCUUGAUGUAUUUUAACGGUGGAGUCUCGGACAUGAAGCCGCUAAACUCGAAGCCUCGGCUCGACCGUGGAAGAGUUUACACUCGGACUCGGAGUGGAGAGCAGUUGAAUUUUCUGUCUGUUGGAAAUAAAUGCAACCCCCUUCCCCCCCCUGA